Acanthosepion pharaonis is the source of this 1011-nucleotide messenger RNA. The record is from the annotation of a GenBank genome assembly. Lineage: Eukaryota; Metazoa; Mollusca; Cephalopoda; Sepiida; Sepiidae.
AUGUCUGUCGGCCAAAUGUCUGUCGGCCAUGAUUAUGUGGCGCCUGAGGCAUCCCCAAAGUAUUUCAAACCGGACAAAAGAAUCUAUCUAUGUAGUUGUUCAUUAAAUCUAUCUAUCUUGAAUAAUCUAUCUAGCCCAGUCUGUUCAUCUAUCUAUCUAUCUAUCUAUUUAUCUAUCUCAUUCUAUCUAUCUAGCUUUAUCUAUUUUUCUUGUCUAUCUAUCUUAAGAUUGGUCAUCUAUCUAUCUAUUAUCUAUCUAUCUAUCUAUCUAUCUAUCUAUUAUCAUCUAUCUAUCUAUCUAUCUAUCUAUGUAGCCCAGUCUGUUCAUUUCCUCUCUAUCUGUCUGUCUGUCUGUCUGUCUGUUUAUCUAUCUAUCUAUCUAUCUAUCUAUCUAUCUAUCUAUCUAUCUAAGUCUCUUCAUUAUCUCUCUACUUAUCUAUCUACCAAUCUCAGUCUGUUUAAUAAUUCAUUUGAUCCAAAUCCACAUCUAAAUCUAAAAAUUUCUUAUUCAUCUCCAUCCAUAUCAUCAUUCAUCCAUCUAUCUAUCUAUCUAUCUAUCUAUCUAUCUGCUAGCCAGGUCUGUUCAUUUUCAUCUUCUAUUUUCAUCCAUCUAUUCAUCCAUCUAUCUAUUCAUCUAUUCAAUCUAUCUCCAUCCAUUAUCUAUCUAUAUCUAUCAUCUAUCUUAGCCAAAUGUUUGUUUUUCUUUCCAUCUAUUCAUCUAUCUUUUCCAUCUAUCCAUUAUCUAUCUAUCUAUCUAUCUAUCUUUUCUAUCUAUCUAUCUAUCUAUCUAUCUGUAUCUAUAUCUAGCCAGUUAUCUAUCAUCUUUCUCCAUUUGUUCAUUUAUCUAUCCUAUUAUCUAUCAAUCAUCUAUCUAUCUAUCUAUCCCAUAUUUCUUUCAUUUUCUUUUUUCACCAUUUAUCUAUCUAUAGAUAAUGAAGAGAAACUCUCUAUCAUCUAUCUAUCUAUCUAUCAAUCUAUCUAUCUAGAUCUCAGUAUUUUUUUUUAUUUCUAG